Molecule: messenger RNA, 489 nt
Organism: Acanthamoeba castellanii str. Neff
Lineage: Eukaryota; Discosea; Longamoebia; Acanthamoebidae
Exons: 1
Coding region: 1-489 (162 amino acids)
Source: RefSeq, a predicted model, not a curated record
AUGCUGAAGCCAUGUGAUCUCUUGGCUGAAGUGUGGGACAAGCUGCUCAAGAUGUUGGCUGAUUCUGACCUGUUUGUGUCCAUCAACAAGAUCAACAAUGCUGAUAUCCCCACCCUCUCCCAUGACAUGUGGGAAAUGGAGGGAGCCACCCCAACCAUUGACUGCAAGGCCCUCAAGUUGGCCAAUGUCACACUUGUGGGUCCCUACAGUGAGAUCAGCACUGAGAUUGAUGAGCUUGAGCAGUGGUUGGUGGUGCUGCGUGGUCUCCACAAUGACUUCAAGCAGCUCAUGGACAGGACUGCUGAGAUCAUGCAAGCUGAACGCCUGAAGUGCAUGAAUGAGGAUCUCCAGAAUCUCAUUGAGGCCGCCCAGAAAUGCUGUGAUGACAACAGAAGGGCAAUGCUUGAGUCCUUUGGGAUGGCCAUGCCCACAGUGAUGGUGGCACCUCCUCCUCUGGUGCCUGCAAUGCUGCAGUGUGGGAUCAGAUGA